AUGAUUCGCAGCGACCCUUCUCUCGCUUACCAAUCAUCAAACGCUCCGCUCACCCCGACCAGCGAGGUUGCUCCUACGACACCUCCCUCUGCUUCAGAGCAUCACCUGGAUCGCAUCGCCAUCGUCUGCCUGGCGGUACAGCACAUCUCCUCUUCCUGGGGCUAUCGAAGCGCCGAAUUCGCCUUUCCCCUCUACUUUGCCUACCUCUUCCCGGCCACCCUGCUUCCCGCAAGUGUCUACGGGCUCUGCCUGCUGAUCGCCUCGCUCUUCUUCUCCCCCUCGGUGGGACGCAACGUAGACAAGCACAAGGCGAGGAGGCUGGCCGUGGUGAGGGGCUUCAUCGUUGCACAGAAGCUCAGUGUGGCUUGCUCGUAUGGUGGCUUUUGCUUCUUGUUCAAUCUAGGCGACACUGCCAUCCCAGAAGGCAAACGAUGGGCGGCAUUUGUGGCCCUCACAUUUGUAGGCGUACUCGUUGUGCUUAGCGGGACGGGAAUGACAAUUGCGGUGGAGAGGGACUGGGUGACAACGAUUGCCAAGGGGGAGGAAAGGAAGCUGACCAAGCUCAACACCAUCAUCCGUCAGAUUGACCUUAUCUCCAAGCUCCUGGCACCCCUGUUCGUCUCUCUCUUGACGACGACUACGUCAUACCGCGUGUCUGCCUUUAUUCUGCUGGGCAUCAAUUGCUUCACAUCCCUCUUUGAGUGGAUCUGGAUAGGAACAGUCUACAAGCGCUUCACAGAGAUCGGGGCUGACGAGCAGCGAGAGCAGUCGAGGCGGGCGAGCCUGCGGGCAGAGGACGCUGGUGCUCAAGCAGAGGGUCUGCGAGCGAGGGAGAGACUUCGAACGCUUCGUUCGCCUGAAGCCGUCUACAGAAAAGGUACCACCAAGGCACAUGCCCUCCGGAAGGAUCUGCAAGCCUUUGCUGCUCUGUCGACGUUCCCGACCUCGAUUGCACUCGCCUUGCUGUACACGAGCGUUCUGUCUUUCGACAGCACUUUCCUGACCUACCUCAAGCAGCCUCACCCUUCCGCCCUGCCGCUUUCAAGCACAUCAAACGGCAUCGUGAAGGUCGCAGCGCCAGGCAGUGGAGGCCAGGCGGUCGAUAUUUCCUACUCGGAUGCCUUUGUCUCUGGCAUGAGAGGCUUGUGUGUCGCCAUGGGCUUACUGGGCACAAUCAUCAUGCCGAUCCUAUCACGACGUGUCGGCCUCGUCAGGUUGGGCUCCUGGUCACUGUUUCAGGAAUUUAUCUCCCUCACUCCGACUGUGUGCGCCCUGUGGGUGGGCGUGGGUCUACCUUGGAACACGGCAUGCCUCUUCCUUGGGAUGGCGCUAUCUCGUACAGGCCUCUGGACAUACGACCUUACGCAGCUAGCUCUGUUGCAACAAGCCCUGUACGAGCAUCCCACUGCCUCUCUCCACUUUGGCAUCCAGCAAUCCCUGAUCAAUGCCUUUGACCUGUGCCACUUUGUCCUCACCCUGGUUUGGAACAAGCCGAGCGAAUUUGCCAGGCCGGCCAGUGUGAGCUGGGCGCUCAUCGGCACGGCAUGGGUGGUGUAUGUGGGAUGGUAUGCGCGAAGGGAGCGGGGUCACGUCUUGCAUCUGGAGUGGGUGGGAUUGGACAGCAAGAAAGGCGGCAAGGAUAGAGGGAAUGCCACCGGCGGCGGUGACAGAGAUGCAGGAGAACAGAGACUUGGCGAGGAGAGGACAGCCCAAGGAGAUGCCUGA
Molecule: messenger RNA, 1725 nt
Organism: Microstroma glucosiphilum
Lineage: Eukaryota; Fungi; Basidiomycota; Exobasidiomycetes; Microstromatales; Microstromataceae
Exons: 2
Coding region: 1-1725 (574 amino acids)
Biological process (GO): iron ion transmembrane transport
Cellular component (GO): membrane
Molecular function (GO): iron ion transmembrane transporter activity
Source: RefSeq, a predicted model, not a curated record